UUCAGUCCUUUAGCAGGGUGGGGGAGCCGGAUGGCAGAGGAGCGCAGAUUCCGACUACAGCGGAGCAGGGUAUGGGAAACGGGCGAGAAGCAUGACUCCAAAUCGCCCCUGUGAUGGUUUCCACCUCGAGGGAAUAAACUAACCGCCUCCGGUUCGGAGAAAUACAGACAUGUGCGGGCACUGAGUGCGAGGAAGACCGCGGGUUUUGACAGGAGGAGGCCCAUGAAGAGGCUCUCUGACGCGCUGGACAGAAAGCUCAGGAAGUCCGGAUUUGGUUUCUUUUGUCCCCCUUAAGGCAGCUCUGACAUUUCUUUGUGAAUUUACAUGCGCGUGAUUACCUCAAAUCGUGAGUUUCUUGUGGAUUUGUGUGAUCUUUUUUCUUCUUCUUCUUUUUUUUUUUUCUUUUUUUUUUUUUUUUUGGUGAACUGAAAGUAGCGGCGCAGCGGAACAUUAUGGCACAAACCAGUAUUCUGGAAUUCAACUUUUGACUCCCGAUCUCUGGUCGGCUCAUCUAUCCAGGAACAGGAGUACUGUGUGCGACACGUCUUUCGUGGGGAUCGUGAACUUUUCGACCUUUCUCUGUAUCAGCAACAAGUUGCAUCGGUUUGCUUUGUUUAUGCAACCGUCGUUCACAGCAACCUUCUGUGCAGUUUUGGAGACUACAUUAUUUCUGGGUUUUGGCGCAGAGUUUGAAUGUGUGAAUGAGAUCUGAGUGAACUGACACACACGCACACACACACCCACACGGAGCUCUGUUGAAGCGGGAUUUGUGGAAGCAGCACCGCAGGGCUGUUUGGGUCAGCGGAUUAAUCCAAUCGGUAACAGCUCUGUCCAGUGACUAGUCUCCCAGAAAGUCCCAGUAAUCAGAGCUAUUUUUAGGGUAAGGGAUGGGGUAAAAGCAGGCAGCAGGAAACCUGACUCCCCCUUACCCUUUUCUCUUCCAAACCUAUUGCACUUGCUCGCUCAGCCCGUCUGGCAAAAUGCAGGGCAAGCCUGGAUAGCACUAUCCGAACCUAAAGCAAGUCAAUGUCUUAAAAGAAAAAAAACUGCAAAUAUUUAUCCCAAAUUUCUACCAUUGGUCUGUUUUUCUGUGGAAACCUAGUGACCAUGUAGCCUUGGUAAUUUGAGAGUUCUAGGAAAGUUUUAUUCUGUAGCCUAAGGCUUCACGGACACAUAAUGCCUCCUCUGGAUUGAAACAAAAAUAAAGUUAAAAAAGAACUAUGCUGUGUGCUAACCUGGACUAAACGAACAUAUCAGAAGCAACUAAAGACUAUGCCUUCAUACCUUGUUUGCUCUAAUUCUUAAUCACGCUAGAAUAGCAGAACUUUGUUUUCCUGACUACCUGAUAGACACCAGCGAUCUGGAAGCUCCAGCCUGCAGACAGAAUGCAUGAAACUGCCAACUCCACCACAAAAAGCUAAACCUAUAAGCCAAAUAUUUUAUUUCCCUAUAGUUCCCAAAUCCACAGAGAAACAAUAUAUAUGUAGAGUGAGAGAUCUAUAUCUAUAGUGUAAAUCCACGUAAAGCAGAGAUUACAUCGUUUAUAUUUUUACUUCAGAGAGACAAGCUGCCUGUACACCUGUUGGUUGCCUUAGAAAUAAGUCACAAGCAAACCGGGAGAGGAGAAAAACAAGCCAGAGAAGAAGGUGCCUUUGGACUGGUUGAACAGUUUCCCACCAUUUCAAACUUGAGAUGUUUAGUUGGAUGUGAAGUGUUGAAGUGAACUCUGGGAUUGGAAGACUGACUCUGCCCUCCAAGUCCUGCCUGCCUGUCUGUCUGUCUGUCAGAGCAUUUCCACUGACAGUAUUUCUCAUCUGGAUUGAACAUUUGCCAAUCUUUCCCAUGGUUGUCACGUCAUCAUCAGUGGACGACAAGACUGUACCUUCAUGCAGGAUGGUCCAAUCGGAGCCUUGGAUCACCUCUACUCUGCUUCGUAAGAACAAAAGUGCAAGCAGCUCAGGAUGUCCGCCCACCUCCUCCUCCUCCUCCUCCACCUCCUCCUCCUCCUCCUCCGCUGCCCAGGGCUUCUCCCUCGCUGAGCCAGCCAUGACCAGCCAGCACACACACACACACCCCUCCUUCAGCUCCAUUCACUCCAUGGCCGAGCAGCAGCAGGUGCUGUCUGAUAUGACCAUACUCCAGCGGAGGAUCCCCCCUAGUUUCAGAGACCCUGCUAGCGCCCCAUUGAGGAAACUCUCAGUUGACCUUAUCAAAACUUACAAGCACAUCAAUGAGGUAUACUAUACAAAGAAGAAGCGGCGGGCCCAGCAAGUCCCUCCUGAGGAUAGCAGCACGAAAAAGGAGAAAAAAAUUUACAAUGAUGGCUAUGAUGACGACAACUAUGAUUACAUAGUGAAAAAUGGAGAAAAGUGGCUGGACCGCUAUGAGAUCGACUCACUUAUUGGGAAGGGCUCCUUUGGACAGGUAGUGAAGGCCUACGACCACCAUGAGCAGGAGUGGGUUGCCAUUAAAAUCAUCAAGAACAAAAAGGCUUUUCUAAACCAGGCACAGAUCGAACUACGCCUGCUGGAGCUUAUGAACAAGCAUGACACUGAAAUGAAAUAUUACAUUGUCCACCUGAAGCGUCACUUUAUGUUUAGGAACCAUCUGUGUUUGGUGUUUGAGUUGUUGAGCUACAACCUGUAUGAUCUCCUGAGGAACACCAACUUCAGAGGAGUUUCCCUCAACCUCACCAGGAAGUUUGCACAGCAGCUCUGUACAGCAUUAUUAUUCCUGGCCACUCCAGAGCUGUCAAUCAUUCACUGCGACCUGAAACCAGAGAACAUCCUCCUGUGUAACCCCAAAAGAUCUGCAAUCAAGAUAGUGGACUUUGGAUCCUCCUGCCAGCUGGGCCAGAGGAUCUAUCAGUACAUACAGAGCAGGUUCUACCGCUCUCCUGAGGUCCUCUUGGGGAUGCCAUAUGACCUGGCUAUCGACAUGUGGUCCCUCGGAUGCAUCCUUGUAGAGAUGCACACAGGAGAGCCCCUCUUCAGUGGCUCCAACGAGGUUGACCAGAUGAAUAAAAUUGUGGAGGUUUUGGGAGUUCCACCCAGCCACAUGCUGGAUGCAGCUCCUAAAGCCAGGAAGUACUUUGACAAGCUGUCAGACGGCUUAUGGACGGUGAAGAAGAACAAGGACGUGAAGAAGGAAUACAAGCCUCCAGCUACACGCCGUCUUCAUGAGAUUUUAGGUGUAGAGACUGGGGGUCCAGGGGGGCGCAGGGCAGGAGAGCCAGGACAUGCCCCCUGUGACUACCUGAAGUUUAAAGAUCUGAUCUUGCGCAUGCUGGACUACGACCCUAAAAGCAGAAUCACGCCAUUUUAUGCCCUCCAGCACAAUUUCUUUAAGAAAACGACAGAUGAAGGAACGAACACAAGCUCAUCUACAUCCACCUCUCCUGCCAUGGACCACUCCCAUUCAACCUCCACUACUAGCUCUGUUUCUAGCUCUGGUGGCUCCAGUGGUUCUUCCAACGACAACCGUAACUACCGUUACAGCAACCGCUACUACAACUCUGCUGUCACCCACUCAGACUAUGAGAUGACCAGUCCUCAGGCUCCCUCCCAGCAACAGAUGAGGAUGUGGCCAGGCAGUGAUGGUGGAAGUGGGGGUCAGGACCCAGCAUACACCCAGUUGCUGCUCCAUAAACCAGCUGCCACCCAGCAACACCAGCGCCACUUUUUGGACCCGCCUCACCAUCCACACCCGACUUACUCUCACCACGGAAAUGGUGGGCGUGGACUACGGCAGGGCGGCCAGACGGGCCUGGGUGGAGGCGGCGGUCAGCAGGGAUCCUCUCCCCAGAUGAGUGACAGCAUGGAUGUGGGCGUGUCCCUAGGGCUGCACCACCUGGGGGCGGUGUCUUCCAUGGAGGCCUCUCAGUUUGGCUCUGCAUCUCUGCCCCUCGCUCUGCCAAUCGGACUGUCCGCCUUCCGGACUCGGACGGCCCCCACAGCCCCAGGGCCGCAAGCCCCGCCCCCAGAGGACUACUACCCUGCCUCCAACAACAAUAACCCUGCUGCGGGGGGCAGAGGGAGGCCAGACUCAGACGAAGGGCCAGCCAACUCUUGAUAAAACCUGAACCACGCCCUAAAGCCAUACAAUUUUAACUCCAACUACUACGAAUACACACACACAGCCAGAGUUCAGAGACAAACUGGUGAAUCUGGAGCUGGAGGAGACAAUUUCUUCUGCAUGGGAGGAGGAGAAAGGAGGAGAAGGAUGCGGGGAAUACUUUGCUUUGGUCCUGCUUUUGUUUGUUGUCGUUACGACUGUAAUUUGAAAGGAAUGAUUGACAAGUGUGUUUUUACAGAUAUUCUUGAUUAAUAUUAUUUGAUUUUCUAAGGUUUGAGGAGUUUUGUGUUCUGUUUUGUAAACUCUGGAGAGGAGCGAAAGGAUAAAAAGGGGCCUGGUUUUCCACUCCACUCCACACUGAGGCUGGAGCAUCCUUCUUCACAAUGUUCACUUUACUGUAGUCACAUUUACAUGUCCUGGUCAUCAGCAGCAUUAACACACACACACACACACACACACACACACACACAGCUGUUUCUGUCAUCUGGAAAAUGGCCUACCCAUUUCCAGAACCCAACCAGUUCAGCUGACCACUUUAAUGUUAUCUCUGCAUUAGAAGACACCUGAAGUUGAUGUCAUUACGCAGACGUACAUUGUGUGUGUGCAUGUGUGUGUGUGCGUGCAUCGGGACAGAAACGCAUGUGUGAGAGAGAAAAGGCCGACAUAUUCAGGACUUAAUGUGUUGCUGUCAGCCUGACGUUGCGGCUGGCCUGGCGGUGCUUGAGGCAGGCGGAGAAGCUGACGGGACAGUGACGCCUCCCAAGUCAAACGGAUCAUCUUCUCUUCCUCAUUCUUUCCUGCACUCUUCUUCAUCUCCUUCUUCUCCUGUUGUGUUUCUCCUCCAGACAGCUCCUCCUCUCUGUGCUGCUAAUCACCAUGACAACUGGUCUGGAUUGCUGCUAAAGAUCCAACACAGAUCAAUAAAGAAAUGAAAUAAAAACAAAUAGAAACAGAAAUGAAAAACUUUUUAACCCUUGUGCUUAAGAAAAAAGGAUGAAGUAAGAACCACUGCAUCUCAAUGUAUUUAUUACUAUUUAACAAAAAAAACAAACUGAAAGUAACAUUUUUUUUCUGCUCUUCUUUGUUUGGUUGCCUUCUUUCUGCAGGUAAGCUCUGAUUGGCUAUUGUAACAGUGACAGUGACUGGUGACAUGGGAAUGUCGCUGGUUGUGGGGGCUGGGUGAAGGGGAAGGGUCGGGGCAAAAUAAAGUUGGAUAUAUAAUACGAAUAAAGAGUAUACUUUUGCACACCAAAGUCAA
This is a messenger RNA of Xiphophorus couchianus (Monterrey platyfish), 5332 nucleotides long. It is a transcript of the gene dyrk1b, whose product is annotated as dual-specificity tyrosine-(Y)-phosphorylation regulated kinase 1B. The transcript has 13 exons. NCBI's taxonomy places the organism in Eukaryota, Metazoa, Chordata, Actinopteri, Cyprinodontiformes, Poeciliidae. The coding region runs from base 1843 to 4071 and encodes 742 amino acids. The record is from RefSeq and is a predicted model, not a curated record. Gene Ontology annotation, molecular function: protein serine/threonine/tyrosine kinase activity; protein serine/threonine kinase activity; ATP binding. Gene Ontology annotation, biological process: protein autophosphorylation; peptidyl-serine phosphorylation; peptidyl-threonine phosphorylation.